GUGGCCUUUGCUAUAGCUUAGCUGAGCUCCGACCAUCUUCCCUUCUUCUCUUCCACCCUCCUAUCUGCUCUCCGGCUAUCGGUCUUCCUCAACUGCUUCUCAUACUCAAUAGCAAUAAAUACAUCUACUAAAUAUACAAUAAGCAAUCUGUAAUAAACAUAUAUUCACUUCUAUAACCCCUUCUCUCCUCUCGUCCACUCGAAUUAAGGCCGCGCACGGACGCAGGAACCGGUGGGUCCGUCCGCCUGUCGGUCGUUGGCUCGGGCGGGUCGACGCACUUCCGCUUAUCUUUGCUCCUCCUCCUCCUCCUCCUCUUCCUCAUAUCAUCUUCCUCUCUUCCUCUACUCUACCCUACUCUACUCCUCAUCACAACAUCGCUAUUACUCUACUAUCAUCACCAUGCUGGAAGACUCUUCCUUCCUCUACUCUGACCUCCACCUCCUCCUCCCCGACCCAAAACACUUCCCUCCCGACUCCGACCCUGAUCUAUCUCCUCGCUCGACCGCCCUCUCCCUCAAACCCGAUCACCCGCUCGACCCCAAUUCCCUCUACCACCACUUCUUCUCCCCCUCCGCCGACAUCCCCCUCGACCUCUUCAACCCCGACUCCCUCCUCUUCUCCUCCUCCUCCCACUCCACCGCCUCCUCCACUCCCUCCUCCUCCUCCUCCUCCGCCUGGUCCCCCACCCUCCUCGACCACCAACCCCUCCCCUCCAUCCACUCCUCCUCCUGGCCAGUCAUCCCCGACGUCUCCACAAAAGCCAUCUGCGACGCCUGGUCGACCUCCGUGAACUCCUCCGCCACAUCCAUCUCCCCUUCCUCCAUCUACCAAUCCACCCCCGACCUCUCCCGCAGAGACACCGUCUCCAGCAUCGCCACCACCACUACCUCCACCGCCGACACCUACGAACCCAAGCGCUCGCUCUCCGACGUUCCCGACUUCUCUAUCUUCCUCGCCGAAGGCCCUUUCGCGCCCAAACACGACCUCACCUACUUUCCCGCCGACCGGCAUCUCCAACUCAACUUCCACUCCGAGUCCCUUCCCGUCUCCCCCCAUGACAUCCCUCACGACAUUCCCCACGACCUCUCCCAUUUCCAAGACCACUCCUCCGUCUCCUCCGCCUCCUCCUCCUCCUCCUCAUCUACAUCAUCCUCCUCCGUCUCCACCACCUCCACUCCCCCCGCGUUCGAGCACAUGUCAAUCCCGCUCUCGACCGGAAUAAUCAACGUCUCCGUCCCCCACCCGGAACUCGACGACCCCAACGAACCCCACAUCCAGCAAUUCCCGCUUCCUCUCCCGGAAAUGCCCCGCAAGCACUCCCAGAACCGCACCUACCGCUGCCGCCACUGCCUCCAACUCUUCACCUCCUCCACCGACCUCAAAGCCCACGUGCUCUCCCUCCCCGACGCCACCCUCGCCCAGCGCCCGUACAAGUGCGCGGACGAGGCCUGCGACUGGCACGUCAUUGGCUUCCACCGCAACAACGACUGCACCCGGCACUUUCGCCAGGUGCACGGCGUCAGGGAGUUUGUCUGUCGCUGGCAGGGCGUGCGGGAUUGUCGCACGCACAGGUUCGUUACCGCCUGGUUGCGCAAUCGGCAUGAGCGCACGGUGCAUGCUAUGGAGCUUGAUAAGCCGGAUGCGGAGGAGGAGGAGGCCGAGGCGGAGAUGGAGAAGAAGAUGAAGAAGAAUGCGGCGAAGAGGAAGCGUAAAACGUGAGCUUGUAUAUUUCUUUGCUUUUUGUUUAUGUUGUUUUUAAUUUUUCAUGAUGUUUUGGGUGUCUUCUGGUUUGCUUUUUUGUUCUUUUUGUGCUUUUGUCCUUCUCGUGCUUUUGUUUUGUUUUGUUUUUGCGUAAUUACUUUGGCGAUGAUACAUUAUACGAAUACACAGUCCUAUUUUCAAAC
Messenger RNA from Myxozyma melibiosi, 1904 nucleotides. RefSeq lists its product as uncharacterized. NCBI's taxonomy places the organism in Eukaryota, Fungi, Ascomycota, Lipomycetes, Lipomycetales, Lipomycetaceae. The transcript has a single exon. The record is from RefSeq and is a predicted model, not a curated record. Bases 400 to 1719 code for a protein of 439 amino acids.